This is a messenger RNA of Taeniopygia guttata (zebra finch), 637 nucleotides long. NCBI's taxonomy places the organism in Eukaryota, Metazoa, Chordata, Aves, Passeriformes, Estrildidae. The record is from RefSeq and is a predicted model, not a curated record.
UUCUCUCCCGGUUCUGUCCCGGUCCCGGUCCCGGUUCCGGUGCCCCGCCCCACCGGUCCCGCCCCACCGGCCCCGCCCCACCGGCCCCGCCGUUAAAACGGCCCCGGGGCGGUUCCGGCCCAGCAGCCAUGGGCGGGCGGCGGCUCCCGGCGCUGGCCGCUGUCACCCUCCUGCUGGCGGCCACCGCGGCGACAAACGGUCCCCCGGAGGUGCCGCUGGUGGGGGAGGGGCAGAGCCCAGAGCCGCCCCGGCUGGAGGCGUCGGGAGAGAGUGAUCUCAGCACCCCCACACUGAUGGGCAGAGCUGUGACGUCACUCGGCACCCCGGGGUCCCCGCCGCCCCCCGACCCCCGGGACCCCCAAAUUGGGGGCGGCUCCAGCCCCGAGAGCGGCUCCGACAGCGACCCCCGCCCAGGACCCCUCCCCCAUGGCCGCUCCAGCGAGUCCGAGGAGGGUCUCUGACGCUCCCGAUGGAUUCUCCCGUGGGACCUUCCGGAACCUUCCCUGAGUGUCCCCAAAUGUCCCCAAAUGUCCCCUUGGUGUCCCCCAUUGUCCGGGGGGGCCCUGGGGGUGGCCGGACCCCCCCAAGUGUCCCCCCCGUGUCCCCUCCCCCACCCCAAAUAAAAACUGCAGAGUCA